This is a messenger RNA of Uranotaenia lowii, 1800 nucleotides long. RefSeq names its product cytochrome P450 9e2-like. The transcript has 3 exons. Gene Ontology annotation, molecular function: iron ion binding; monooxygenase activity; heme binding. Lineage: Eukaryota; Metazoa; Arthropoda; Insecta; Diptera; Culicidae. The record is from RefSeq and is a predicted model, not a curated record. Bases 53 to 1687 code for a protein of 544 amino acids.
GCUAGAUAGUCGGUUCAGUUCGCGGUCAGCCUUCGCCCUGUUCAUUCGCGAAAUGAUAACAAAUUUUAUCUACUCUGUUUGCUGCUGGUUGUUCUCCUGGAAUACGAUUUUGGUGCUGCUUUGUCUGGGAGUUGCUGCGUAUUACUUCGGCACACGAAACCAUGAUUAUUUCGCUCGGAAUCGAAUCCCAUCUCCACCUGCGUGGCCCUUUUUGGGAAACUCUGGAAAAUGGAUCCUAGGAAAAGCUUCCUUCUACAAUGUGUUCCAGGAACUGUACAGCGCUUUUCCUACCAGCAAAGUAUUUGGAUUGUUCGAUUUCAUGGGACCAGUAUAUGUGAUCCGGGACUUUGAUUUAAUCAAACAGAUAUGUGUUAAGGAUUUCGAUAGUUUCAUCGAUCGUCGAUUCCAGUUUGACGAACACAGCGAUCCAUUGUUUUCCAACGCACUGUUUUCCCUCAAGGGUGUCAAAUGGAAGAACAUGCGAUCAAUUCUUAGUCCAGCCUUCACGGGCAGCAAGAUGAGACAUAUGUUACGAUUUAUCAAUGAGUAUUGUUCCGGUUUGAACGCAACUUUGGAAUCGAUGAUCGCUCCCGGAGAGUCCAAAGAGUUUGAACUUGAAGAUUUUCUAACAAAAGUCUCCUGUGAUAUCAUUGCCACUUGUGCAUUUGGCCUUCAGAUGAAUAACGUUAAGGACGGCGAGAAUGAGUUUUACAAGAUGUCCAGAUACAUGACUCAUUUAAACAAUUGGCAAUGGUUCAAGUUUGUACUGUUUAGUUCAUUCCCAAGUCUCGCCAAAAUGCUUGGAUUUACGCUAUUUGGACCGGAGUGUACUGAAUUUAUGCGGAAGACAAUCAAAGAUAUCAUUGACUAUCGGGACAGAACAGGUACCGUAAGGCAGGAUUUGAUCCAUCUACUGAUGCUGGCCCGGGACCAGAAGCUUAAAUUCGAAGACACUGAUCGAGAUUUGAACAAUCUUGGUCUAAGUACUGCUCAGGAUUAUCCUAUUGAAGAAAUUGGCACCAUACCAGACUGGACGCUCGACGUAUUCGUAUCGCAAUGUUUCGUCUUCAUCUUCGGAGGGCUGGACACAGUAUCGAAGGUUGCAUCUUUCAUGGCCCACGAGCUGGCCAUCCAUCCGGAGGUGCAGGAAAAGCUUUAUACCGAAAUCAAAACAACCCUCAAGGCCAAAGGAUCCGAACCAAUCACCUACGAGGACAUCCAAUCUCUAGCUUACAUGGACAGAGUCGUAACAGAAACACUACGCAAAUGGCCCCAGGCUCAGUUCAUCGAUCGUGUCUGCACCAAACCGUAUAAUCUCGAUUUAGGGGACGACAAGUCAAUCCCUCUGGUCCCUGGCGAUUUUGUUUGGAUCCCUGCUAUGCCGCUGCAACGGGAUCCAAAAUACUUCCCCGACCCGGAACGCUUCGAUCCGGAUCGAUUUGCUCCGGAGCGCCGUGACAGUUUGGGCAAUUUCGUGCACCUUUCGUUCGGAAUCGGGCCGCGUAACUGUCUGGGGAAUCGCUUUGCGCUGAUGGAAAUGAAGACCGUCUUCUUCUGGAUCCUUUCCAAGUUUGAGAUUACGCCAUCUUCUAGGACACAGAAUCCUUUGCGGAUAGGAAAAAGCCUGAUGGUUCCCCAAGUUGAAGGUGGGAUCUAUUUGAAUUUCAAAAAUAGACAACCUCGUUGACAUGGAUGUAUCAGACGAUAGAUACAUCGCGAUCGUCUGUAAUAUUUAAAUGUAAAAUGUCAAUCAAUUAGCAGUUGGUACAUUUUUCUAGUAAUAAAAGAAAACUAAAAUAA